Messenger RNA from Archocentrus centrarchus (flier cichlid), 1903 nucleotides. RefSeq names its product transmembrane protein 179Ba (gene tmem179ba). Lineage: Eukaryota; Metazoa; Chordata; Actinopteri; Cichliformes; Cichlidae. Bases 432 to 1133 code for a protein of 233 amino acids. The record is from RefSeq and is a predicted model, not a curated record. The transcript is spliced from 6 exons.
CACAAAUAUGCAGUAUAUAGGCCCACUUUUAAUAUUAUCAUAUUGGGUACCCUAUAAUCAAGAUAAUUAGUGCGGAAAUAUAGGUGUUAAGGUGGGUGAAUUACACGUGUCUGCCUGCAGCCUUUUAGUAUAUCUUUCUGGGUCAUCAGGUGAAACCAACUGAUUAACCGAAGAAAAUCGAUAUAGGGAGUAUAGAGAGUGUGACCAGUAAGCAGUUUUUACGCAUUCAUACUUAGAUACGCUGCGGUAAAACUCGCAGGACGCAGGAGGUAAAAUUAUUGCUACUCAAACUAGUAUCAGGAGGGGAUUUUAGACGCAAUCACAGUAUCACCGGAAAUCAAUCUGUCUUACAGGAUCUCAUCGGAAGUCGUUUGCCUUGUUGUUGCUGCCUUCACGCGGGGUGUCUCUGCAGACGGGACCGGGGCAGCUGGAUGAUGAUGGCGUUAACGAGGCUGCUGCUGCUGCUGGAGUGGGCUCUGUACAUCAGCUGUUUCGUCUGUGGGAUUGUUACCGCAGCGUCCGUUACCAUCGUCCAGGGUAAUUUUGGAGGUCGGUGUAUGCUGUAUGGGCAGGUCAGCUACAAUGCCUCGGUGCAGCUCAUCAGAGUCCAGUCGUCCAGCUCCUCAUCUCUUUGUUAUUUUGUGUCGGCCAUAUCAGUCAUGGUGGCAGUGGUGUGUUUCUCCCUGUCUGUGUACGGGGUGUACGCUUUCUGCACCGACGGGGAAAUCAAAAGGGAGCGCGUGUGGAUGAACGUGAUUAUUGUCGUUUGUGGCAUUUUUCUGUUCUUCCUGCUCGUCACUGGCUGCAUGUUGAAGAUCGGGCGCGACUCUCUCUGCGCCUCCAUCGUGCACACCGUUCCCAACGUUACCAGCUGUGAUGAAGCCCAGAGUAGAAAAUGGGUCAGUCCACUUGAAGGAGGGAGGUUCUACAGCAGUCUGCACAAAGCUGAGACGGCAGUAUGGGUCAACUUCUUCUUCUGGCUCAUCAUCGGGGUUCUGGUGGUCAUUCAGAGGCGUCAGGGUUCAGGGGUUAAGCUGAUUGCCGGCACACCAGCCGGAAGCCUUUUCGGGGAUACGAGCGGGACGGCCGAAGAGACCGAGCCAUUUUUCAACCGUCCUGGAAGGCCGCAGUGAGGGACGGGUGUGAGCGAGGAGCUACACAAACAACAUAAGACAAAGUGAUCAUGUGGGAGCAGGAGUGGAAAAAGGAUAAAUCAGGUGUUUCAGUGAGCAUCCUUUUGAUAUUAGAGGGUGUCACAGAAAUUAGUAUUUGGGUUUAAGAGUAUGUAGAAAUGCCAUAAAUCAACUCCCCCAUUUGACCAGGAUGGGAUUUGAAUGCACACACACAGAGCACAAUGGAUUAUCAGUCCAUCGCCUUAACCACUUGGCCUGUGUGUGUGUGUGUGUGUGUGUGUGUGUGAGUGAGGGCACACUGGAAACUCUGAAGCGCUGUAACUGAAUUUACCCGUUUCUCACAUCUCACCCACCGCUUCACGUCAAAGUGUGGAUUCCUCAGAAAUGUUUUUCAUUCAGAAAGCGCUUCUGUUCAGUUUGUUUACACCGCCAACAAAUGCGAGGGUGUUUAUCGCAGGCAUUCCUUUUAUAAUUUAAAUGUGCUCAGUUGUACUUUUGAUGAGUGCUAGAAAUUUUCUACAUAAAACACUUUUUUUGUUUUUUUGUUUUUUUUUUACUCAUUUCACAAAACCUGUAGCUACAAUAGACUAUUUUAACACACUUUGUUUUUCUGGACUGUAAAAUUCUAACACAUUGCUUUCUUCAAAUUUUAAGGUGUCCUUAUUUUCUGACAUCUCAUGGCUUCCAAAAUCGUUCAGUUAUUGAUCUGCGUGGCGACGAUGUCAUUAGAAAUGAAAUGGACAGAAAUAAAAAGAAAAACGUGAAAAACA